Molecule: messenger RNA, 777 nt
Organism: Meloidogyne enterolobii
Lineage: Eukaryota; Metazoa; Nematoda; Chromadorea; Rhabditida; Meloidogynidae
Source: the annotation of a GenBank genome assembly
AUGAAUAUAAAGCUGCCAGCUGUUGUUUCUACAACUGCUAAACGCUCAGAUAAAUCAAAUAAUUUUUCAAAUAAGAAUUGCCAAUUUAUGGCUAGAAUGAGAAUGAUUUCUGUGGUGCUCAGUAUUGGAGCUGGUUCUAUGUUUCUUGUAUCCCUCGAUAGUGUUGUUGACAAUCUGAUUCCAGUUGCACGCAAUUAUCUUAUCAAUCUAUACGGCUCAGAAGCUGAGGCCGAUCUCGCAUGGAGUUGGAUAGUCUCGGCUCGAAUUUAUGGCCUUGCGUUCGGGUGCUUUGGAGUUUUUCUUAUUUCUAAUCUCCAAAACAGGAAACGGCCCCUUCUCUUCGCCUUUUUGCUCAAUUUGUUGGGUGGUGCUCUCUCAUCACUUAUCCGGCAGCCACAAAUCGGUAUCCAGUUGGCAUUUAUUGGCCGAUUUUUAAGUGGAAUUGGGUCUGGAAUAGCACACAUUGUUGGUGCCGCAAUGCUCGCAGAAAUACCUCCUAUUCGGCAAAGGGGAAUUGCACUUGCCUCUUUGACUGUUUGGGCUUGUCUUGGUGAAUUAUUUGGCAUGUGUAUAAGCCUGAAUAAUGUCCUUGGCACACCUGAUAAAUGGCACAUUGCCCUUGGCUUUCCUGUUUUAAUUAUACCAUUUGCAAUGUUUUUCCUUGCAACAGCGCCAGAUUCGCCAAGAGCAUUACUUACUUCAGGCAAGGAGGACAAAGCUUUAAAGUCUCUUCAAUUCUAUCAGGUUCUUCCAAAAUUCAUUGUUGUUAAUUUUUAA